Molecule: messenger RNA, 2394 nt
Organism: Megalops cyprinoides (Indo-Pacific tarpon)
Lineage: Eukaryota; Metazoa; Chordata; Actinopteri; Elopiformes; Megalopidae
Product: CASP8 and FADD-like apoptosis regulator
Exons: 11
Coding region: 286-1713 (475 amino acids)
Biological process (GO): negative regulation of extrinsic apoptotic signaling pathway via death domain receptors; proteolysis
Molecular function (GO): protein binding; cysteine-type endopeptidase activity
Source: RefSeq, a predicted model, not a curated record
GAGAAGUCAAUUCAAGUUCUCACCGCGUUUAUGUCUGUCUGUCAGCAUAACCUAUGUAGUAAAAUUGGCAAGCUAGUUAUUAUUUGUUGUAGAUGUGGCGGGAUUUGUCUUGUCGAUUUUAUUUAUGCAACGACAGGAUACUGCUGUGAAACAUUCUUGUUUCAUUAUAAAUAUUCAUGUUACUUCUUUGUUUCAUCUUACUAUCAAUACGCCAUUGAUGAAAAGCAUGGAUCGCUCUUUUCUUCCCUAAUCUAAAAGACCCCUCAAGAAAAGGAAAGCUCUACAAUGGCCGACGGGCAGCUAUGUCAGACGAUCAACCGGAUAGCUGAGGAACUCAGCCUGGAUGAGUCCAGGAGGCUGGUCUACCUGUGCGGAGACCUGGCCGCUCACUGCUGUGUGGGGGACGUGAAAGGGACGUUGAAAUCUCUGAUGAGCCAUGGAGAGGUGGACCAGAUGUUUCUGCUGGAGCUUAUGUUCAGGAUGGGGCGAUUUGACAUUUUGAAGAAGGUGCUGCGGGCUAACAAAAAGGAUGUCGAAGGAAUGCUGGGAACUGGAUGUGUUGUUUCAGAAUACAGAGUGUUGAUGGCAGAUGUAAGUGAAGACAUGGAUAAAGAGGAGUUGAGGUCCCUCAUUUUCUUGCUGAGUGGCACAGUACCAAAAGGGAGAUUGGACAACGCUACGUGUUUCUUGGAUGUUGUUGUGGAGCUGGAGAUGCUGGACAAGAUCUCCUGUGAGAAGGUGGACCUGAUUUAUGAGUGUCUGAGUAAUAUCCAUCGGUUGGACCUCGCUAAGAAGGUUGAAAUGUACCAGAACAGAGUUGCAGGUCCGAAAUUCCAGCCAAAUUUUGUUCAGAGACCAGUGAGGAAACAGCAAGGCUUUACAAAGUUUCCGCCCCCCGUGACCCCCAGUGCCCCCCCUGUUCCCUCUGUCUGGCAUCGGCUGCCCAAACCCCAUGCUCCAGAGAACAUGAAAUUUUCAGUGCCUGAAACCGGGUGGCAGUACUGUCAGGGUGCCGUGGACAUGUACAGGAUGCGAGCUGACCCCCGCGGCGUGUGUGUGAUCGUAGACUGCGUGGGCAGUGAUGGGGACAUGUUGGAGCAGACGUUCAGCCACCUGCGCUUCAGGGUGAUCCUGCACAAGUGGCUGAGUGUGGAAGAGACCCUGUCUGCCCUGAGGGAGGUCUCCCGGUCGACGGAGCUCAGGGGAGCCGAUGCCUUCGCCUGCUGCAUCCUCAGCCGGGCCACUGACACUGACCUGCUGGCCACCGAGACGCAGGGCCGGAGGCUGCGGUUGGACACCGUCCGACACCUCUUCACCACCGAGGCCUGCCCGGCACUGGCCGGCAAGCCCAAGCUUUUCUUCUUGCAGUGCUACAGCGUCCCCGAGCCCCAGGCUUGCCGUGGUUUCCGGGACGAGGACCUCGAGACCGAUGGGCCGGCCGCCGUCCACCGCGUGCAGACUAUCCCGAACGACGCAGACCUCCUCUGGAGCCUGUGCAAGACUGACUCCCGGCAGCUGGAAAGCAUCAGGCAUCGGUCUGUGUACCUGCAGGCUCUCAGCACCAGCCUGCUGAAAGGACAGACAAGGGGGAAGCACCUUGUAGACAUUCUCACAGAGGUGAAUGGGGUAAUAUAUGAGCACAAUCAGAAGAACCCAGAAGAGAUGUACCACGUCAGCCUACGACACACUCUUAGGAAGAACCUCUUCAUAUGACAAGUGGCUGCUCAUUAACCUUGUCUUGGUGAUCCACGUGGUAUGGAUCAUACCAGGAUGACAAGGUGACAUCAUGCUCACUAAUACUACUAGAGGUAUUGUGUGCCCUCUAGUGGUAAAUGGACAUAUUUGAGCAUACCACAACCCUGACAUUCUUUGCAUUGACUUACAUUACAGUAUUUAUUCUGUUUAUUUAUUGGAACCACAUAUUGUAAAAUUAAGUUCUCAAGUUUUACAUGAGCCUCAACUGUAUUUACCUCAUAACUGUUUUUAUGUUUUAAUCAUUUCUAUCUGUAGCACUCAUGUCUUAGCAAUAUUUUUAAGCAAUAUAUCUGAGUAUAAUCCACAUGUCCACUCAGUGUUUUGUGUUUCUUGAUGUUAAUGUUGUAACGACCCCUGGUCUAGGAUCAGGGAUCAUUGAAAAUGAGAGACAAUUACAGAUAAACCCCAUAAAGCUUUAGUUGUGUGAGGUUGACCAUAAAUCAAUUCUUCUGAGAGACUGACACCAGAUCAGAAAUUUUAAAACAAACUGGGGUUAACAUUAGAGUUUAGUAUACAAUCCCAAACUGGCUGUUAAGGACACAAAACACAUAUAGCAUUUUGUUUAUCUGUUAUGUAUGUAUUAUUGCUAUGUACUAGCGGUCUAGCAAAAAUCUUGAUCAAUUUCUUGUACAACAGCAG